AUGACGGAUAACAAAUGGUACUGGAAUCACGAUGCACCUUUUUAUGCUCAUUGGACAUAUCAACGCAGCCCAGAUGGUGUCACGGGCAAAUGGUUUCGAUUUCUCGUGACAGCUGCCUCACGCGAGGACGCAAAGACUUUCUUCCGGGGCGUGGAAAAGUACGCCAAACUAAAGGACGCAAACAUAGUUUCCGUCAAGGCCAUUAACUUGGCUUGGUGGACCUACGAUAUCAGCGGUGGUGACGGCUGGAAUAUUAUGAGACUUGUCCAAAACAUCGACCAGAUGAAGGCAUCUGCUUAUGGGGAUAUUGAUGAAUUGCACAACAGCCGGGGCAAGAUUCUCAUUUCUAUUUUGAACGAUGCCGACGGUGGUAGCAGGUCCUGGCCAAUACUUCCUACUCAAGAUGUAUCUCUCAGUGACUAUCAACAUGAUCGACCCCCAAGACUGGGAUGUCCUGCUCUGUCCUUUUGUCGAAUAUUUUAA
Aspergillus oryzae RIB40 is the source of this 483-nucleotide messenger RNA. RefSeq lists its product as uncharacterized. The record is from RefSeq and is a predicted model, not a curated record. NCBI's taxonomy places the organism in Eukaryota, Fungi, Ascomycota, Eurotiomycetes, Eurotiales, Aspergillaceae.